AUGACCGACGUUGAAGGUCUUGACUCUGUUGACUCCUUUGCCAACAGAACAACUUCUCAAGUUCGCGAAGACAUCAAAUCCAUGCGAAGAGCCCCUGAUCCCAACAAUGCAAAUGCGACUAUCGGAGUCACCGCUCGCGAAUCGAUGACGAUUCAUCGUAUCUCCAAAUACGGGAAGCUCCUCAUUUUGGUUCAAAGAACCCACACUCCAGCUCUUGGAACCAUUCCAAAUCUUCUUUUUAUUGGUCAAUUCUAUGAUGAAAAUCCGGAUCUCAUGGAAGGGGACUCCUACCCACUUC
Messenger RNA from Cylindrotheca closterium, 298 nucleotides. The record is from the annotation of a GenBank genome assembly. Lineage: Eukaryota; Bacillariophyta; Bacillariophyceae; Bacillariales; Bacillariaceae.